Messenger RNA from Cryphonectria parasitica EP155, 1572 nucleotides. RefSeq names its product putative cytochrome P450. Gene Ontology annotation, molecular function: monooxygenase activity; iron ion binding; oxidoreductase activity, acting on paired donors, with incorporation or reduction of molecular oxygen. The transcript has 4 exons. NCBI's taxonomy places the organism in Eukaryota, Fungi, Ascomycota, Sordariomycetes, Diaporthales, Cryphonectriaceae. The coding region runs from base 1 to 1572 and encodes 523 amino acids. The record is from RefSeq and is a predicted model, not a curated record.
AUGCCUGGAGUUGUUGGAUUUGUUGAGAUCGCUGUGGUGCUGGUGCUCACCGGCUGGUUGUUCCAUCUCGUCGAACCCGCAUUGCGUGUGUCCCUCUCUCCGACGUACGCUCCGUAUAAAUGGGUCAAAGGAAAACGAGGCUUCGGCCAAUUUUUCAAGGUGGCCUACGAAUGUGUCUUUGCUUCUGAAGGACUUUUCAGGACAUCCUAUGAGAAAGUCCGCAAAACAGCAAACGAUGUCGUCAUCGUGCCUUUUCCUCACAUACAAUCAGGCUUCCUCAUUCUGCUGCCUCUGGAUUUGAUAGAUGAGUAUGUGAAACAACCGGAAAAUGUAGUCUCGUUCAAGACGUUCGUGGCCGGUGCCAUGCACUCCAAGUAUGUGUGCUUCGGGGAGAACAUAUUGAACAACAACAUCCAGACGCCGAUUGUGCUGCGAGAGCUUAAGAGCAAGCUGGCAGACAAAAUGCCUAUGAUGAAUGAGGAGAUGGUGGGCGCCCUGGAGCACUAUGUCGGGUCAAGGAUGGAUGAGAGCGGCGUGAUGCAGAUCAACAUGUGGGACAUGGUGACCAAGCUCAUGUCGCGCUCCAGCAACAGAAUCACAUCUGGCUAUCCGCUCUGCAGGAAUCAGGAGUAUCUGGAUGCCAUGGUCCAGUACUCGGUCCAGAUGUUUUCCACAGCUGUUUAUAUUCGCUUCAUUCCUCCUUUUCUGAGACCCCUUCUGGCUCCAUUGGUCCGCCGGCCUCUGACCAAGAAGCGCGAGAUCAUCAUCAAGCAUGCAGAGCCCAUCAUCGAGGAGCGCAAGAAGAUUAUCGCGGACGCAGCUGAGAAAGGAAUUGAACCAGAGCUACCGAAUGAUCUCCUCAGUGCCUGUAUGAAGGUUGCCAUUAAAGACAAGAACCGCCAGCUCGAAUACUCAACACCUGUACUCUGCAACCGUGUCAUGAACCUCAACUUCCUGCAAUCCUACUCCAACGUUCUCAGCUUCACAAAUGUCCUGUACGACCUAGUCUCGCUGCCCAAACCCGUCUUUGAGUCCACAGUUGCAGAGAUGCGGGCCGAGAUUGUCGCGAACCUCGGCCGCGGCGAUGACUGGUCCAACGACUUCGUCAACCGACUAGACACCAUAGACGCCUUCAUCCGCGAGAGCAUCCGCUACAAUGCCAUCGGCGAGGUCGGCCUGGAGAGAACAAUCGUAAAGCCUGGAGGCUUCACUUUCUCCACCGGCGUACACGUGCCGCAGGGCGCCAUCCUUGCCUCUACGUUGCGCGUAGGCCAGCGCGACGAGAGCCUCUAUCCAGGCGGGUUCAACCCCGAGCGCGCCCUGCAGGAUCCGGCCCAUCCAAAGAUGACGGACAUUUCGCGGGAGUUUCUCAAUUUCGGCCUAGGCCGCUCUGCGUGUCCCGGGAGGUGGUUCACUGCCAACCUACUCAAACUGGCCUUCUCACACCUGCUCCUGGACUACGACUUUGACCACCUCGAGGAGCGGCCUCAGGGGGUGCGCAAGGUCACGCUGAUCGAGCCAUGUGGAACAUCGUUGGUCACAAUUAGGAAGCGCAAGGUGUCCACUGGCUAA